AAUAUAAUUAUUUUGUUCAAAAUCUUAUAUUCAAUAUUUGAAAUUAAACAAAAAAAAAACAAAACAAGCGAAAUAAAAGGAUAUUAAAAUGAGGCCUCCAUCAAAAUUUUCAAAUUCAAAUGAGGAAAACUCAACGAAUAAUCAAAAUAGUGAUAGAGAAAAUCGUGAUCGAAUAACUCAAAGACUUACAGAAAAUGGUGCAAAGUUAGCUUUCCCAAUAAAAAUUGGAAAAGAUAUUGUACGUGUUGUAAGUAGAUGUGAAGAUGCAGGUGAAAACAGUAAUUUGGAUCUUUCAGAAUGUCAACUCAUUCAAGUUCCUGAUGCUGUUUAUCAUCUCAUGAGGAAUACAGAAUUAACAACGUGCGACUUAAGCUCUAAUGUUAUUUCCAAGAUCCCACCUAAAUUCGUUAUAAAGUUCAGUUUACUCACAGAUUUAAAUCUAUCGCAUAACCACAUGUCUAAACUGCCUGAUGAACUUUGUGACCUAAAUUUACUUCAAACUUUAGACAUUAGUUUCAACUCUUUUAUCACUCUACCUCCUUGUGUCUUCAAGAUGAAGAGGUUAAGAGAAUUGAAGGCUAGCGACAACCAAAUAAUAGAAGUUGACUCUGAUGAGAUGAUUGUUUCGGACUCUCUUGAAGUAGUGGACCUCCGUAAUAAUCCAUUGACACCAUCGUUUCAUACAUGGAUUAAAAAUCUAAAGCCGCAAUUAUCAUACAACGUUCUGCUUUCUGAAAGGGAGCUAGAGGAUUGGGAAGACUUGAAAAUCUAGCGAUAAAUAAACAUUGUUUGGUUUUGUGUUUGUGUGUUUUU
Molecule: messenger RNA, 813 nt
Organism: Culicoides brevitarsis
Lineage: Eukaryota; Metazoa; Arthropoda; Insecta; Diptera; Ceratopogonidae
Gene: Sclp
Product: leucine-rich repeat-containing protein 20
Exons: 5
Coding region: 89-772 (227 amino acids)
Molecular function (GO): protein binding
Source: RefSeq, a predicted model, not a curated record